CUUGUAACAAAACACCUUCUGGAAGGUUGUUCUUUCAUUCUUUUUUUGUUUUUUCUUUUUUUAUCCGUAUCCGAGACUGCGUCUCGUGCCUUCUCUUCUCCUACUUGUCAGGUACAAGCAAUUCAAUUAACUUGCAACAUGUUGGGAAAACCACACCAUCACCACGCACCAGACGUUUCCAGCCCGGUCCUUCAUUAUACAAAUGCAGUGCAACGGAAUGACCUCCAGACCCUCGCCGCGACCACCGUGAGCGACCAGCAUGCUUCUGACCCCCGAACUAUAUCACUCCUGGGCCUGCAGCGUCCCAGGACUUCAGAAGGCCGCGACAGACGCCCCAACCUGCGAAUAGCUAUACCCCCGAUGGAUGACCUGCCACUUCCCCCCGUCAUUCAUGACGGUGGUUAUGAAUCCGACGGAAGUAACCUAAUCGGCAUCGCAUUGGGGAGCCCCCGUCUCGUUCAUCGAAGAAACGGCGCCCAAGCAGAACAACAGCACCACAAAAACGAGAAACGACGCUACCACCCCGCCCUUGAAAAACCCAAACGCCCUUUGCAGCGCAAACCCAGCAAAUGGCGUAAAAUUGGCGGCCUAUUCAAGCACAAGGACGCCGCCGCCCCAAAUCAGGUUCGCAACCACAAGCACAAGCCCCCGGAAUGCGGAGGCGAGCCCGACUCAGGCGUCGAGGAUAAGGGUAAUUGUUUCGGGGGUAGGACUGGUGGAAAGAUUAAGUCAUGUCUAGAGGCUAAACGGAGAUUGAAAGCAGAGAACACAAGUGCAAACGCGAGCGCGAACGCAAAGUCGGCAGCCAGGGACGCUGAUGCGUCUAAGGGAGACGAUUCGGCGCCUAUGCUAGAGGUUGACAUUCCGGAUGCGCAGAUGGAGAGGUAUAGUGUUAUGUUUGGGGGGUUGUUUGGGCAAGGGAAGCCGGGGCUUUUGUCGAGGAGGAGUAAGGCAAUGGAUGAAGUGAUUGCGUCGUCGAGGAUAAACGGAUCGCCAGAAACCCAACGACCCAGACGAGCUACUUCCCCAACACGAUCCAGAACACCAAGUUUCUCACUCUUCCCAACAACGCAAGUUAGCAAAGCAUCAAAGGUCCUGGGCACUUCAAACAUCCCCCGCGGACCAAGUCCAUUAGCCAGGAGCCAGACCCUACCAACAGGCCAAGAGCAAGAAUCUCUCUUAAAUGCCUACAGCCCCUUACCAUCUCCAAUGUCAUUCAGAUCGCGAACCUCCGAAGUCUCAUCCAGCAUCGCACCCAAUGGUUCAGGGAAAAAAGUAUCCGUCAACGUCGGUAAAGACACUAUUUUCAAAGCUACCAGCCCAUUCUCAGAAAACAUCAACGGCAAUGACCAGAAACCACCAAAGGCCCUCUCCAUUAACACAGACCUCGAACCCCAAUCCCCCAAUACCCGCAAUGCCUCCACAGCAUCCUCCCCCGUCCUCUCCCCGCUCGACGCAACCCGCGACAAAGUCAAUAGCAUCCUCUCCCCAGCAACAACACCAAACGAAAAUGAAUACACAAACCAGGACAACAAAAAAACCGGAAAUCAAGAUCUCCCUGUAAACGACACCGAGAACCUCCCCAAAAUCGAAAUCUCAAUUGCGCGAUCCGUCUCCGUCUCCAAAAGCAAGAAGAAACAAGUCCUUGUUCCCAUUAGGCCCAGAAAUGACCAGUUGACGCCCGACAGUCUUGGGACUGGGGAGAGGAAGGGGAAGACGCCGCAGGUUAUGGAUGGGUAUUUUGGACAUCGGCCAGGGACGUCGCAGGAUGUAAGAAUUGAAAAUGUUUUGAGUGCUUGAGGCUGAAUUAUUGCUUGUGGGUGUUAUGUUAGGACUAGGCUGACUUGUUUUUGUUUUUGUUUCAUAUCAUACCCUGUUGUGUUGCUUAUUCUUUGCUCUUUUGUUCCAGUUUUGAUAUUCUCUUCUCAUUUUUGAUGGUAGAGCCAUCAUUUUCUGCCUUUCAGUUUCUCAUUUGUUUUUACUUUCAUCUUUCUUUCGAGUCUCCUGGAAUUCUAGGCUCUGUCUUCUUCAAGCCCGACGAAAUCUAUUGGGUUAUAUAUUUCGUCAAUGACACUUCAUGUUUAGAUAUUCUUGAGCUUCGUCGGAAUUCAACAUAUUUAUCGAG
Aspergillus ruber CBS 135680 is the source of this 2125-nucleotide messenger RNA. RefSeq lists its product as uncharacterized. The record is from RefSeq and is a predicted model, not a curated record. NCBI's taxonomy places the organism in Eukaryota, Fungi, Ascomycota, Eurotiomycetes, Eurotiales, Aspergillaceae. The transcript is spliced from 2 exons. Bases 139 to 1800 code for a protein of 553 amino acids.